Colletotrichum fioriniae is the source of this 948-nucleotide messenger RNA. RefSeq lists its product as uncharacterized. The record is from RefSeq and is a predicted model, not a curated record. NCBI's taxonomy places the organism in Eukaryota, Fungi, Ascomycota, Sordariomycetes, Glomerellales, Glomerellaceae.
AUGACUUCUCAAAUUCCCCAAAAGCGCAUCUUCUUGACCGGAGCCAGUGGCUACGUAGGCUCAGUCAUAACAGAGCUCGCACUCCAAGAUGGCUACCAAAUUCACGGUCUCUCCCGCAACGAUUCCAGCGACUCGAAGCUCCGCAACCUCGGCGCCGUGCCCAUAAGAGGCGAUCUCACCUCUCUAGACGUCCUCCGCCACGAAAGCCAAGAAGCAGAUAUUGUCAUCCACCUAGCCACAGCCUACGUAUUCGGCGGCGAGCCAUACGAGACCUUCAGACCUAUCGACACUGCAGCCGUCGACGCCAUCGCCGACGCUCUAGCCGGCACCGACAAGCCCCUCGUCGUGACGUCCGGCACGCUCUGCGUCGCGGCGGAUCCCACCGGUGCAGAGACUACCGAGGCAUCACUCGCGGACCCGGAACCCAUCAACACCCGUAUCUUGACCGAACUGCACUCUCUGGAUCUCGUAAAGAGGAGGAUUCGCGUCAUGUCAAUCCGACUGGCGCCCUACGUCUAUGGCCGAAGCGGGAGUGGCAUCGCGCAGUUCAUGGGCAUCGCGGCUCAGACUGGUGGGGUGACGAUCGUCGACGGCGGGAAGAAUCGUACGACCAAUGUGCACGUUGACGAUGCGGCGCGACUCUUCCUCCUAGCCGCGGAGAAGGGACGGGCAGGAGAGAUUUACAACGCCAGCUCGGCGACAGAUGUGACCUCCUUCCAGAUCUCCGAGGCCAUUUCUGCAGCUGUUCAGGUUCCGCUGAGAGAUAUCAGCAUGGAGGUCGCAAAGACGCAGCUGGGGCAAACUAUUUCCUUCUUCCUGUCCGUUGAGAACAGGGCGUCUGGUGCAAAGGCCAAGAAAGAGCUGGGCUGGGACCCGCGAGGUCUGGGCAUCUUGGAAGACAUCAGCAAGGGUUCUUACGUGGAAGUUGCCAAGGCCCUCAGGAAGUAG